This is a messenger RNA of Liolophura sinensis, 4607 nucleotides long. RefSeq lists its product as uncharacterized. Gene Ontology annotation, biological process: antiviral innate immune response; cytoplasmic pattern recognition receptor signaling pathway. The transcript has 11 exons. Gene Ontology annotation, molecular function: zinc ion binding; single-stranded RNA binding; double-stranded RNA binding. NCBI's taxonomy places the organism in Eukaryota, Metazoa, Mollusca, Polyplacophora, Chitonida, Chitonidae. Gene Ontology annotation, cellular component: cytoplasm. The record is from RefSeq and is a predicted model, not a curated record. Bases 164 to 2611 code for a protein of 815 amino acids.
GAUAUUCUGACGGGAGAGCCAGACAUUGCUGAAGUCGAACACAGUGAGAGAUUUCUGGAAUAUUUAACGCCUGUGAUCAAAACAAAGUUUAAUCCCAUAAAGCUUUUGACCCACCUUGGUGGGUAUUUAGACGAAGUUGACAGACAGGCAGUUGAACGCGAGAAUGAAAAACAAAGGCAGAAUAUCUGCGGCCGAGCUGUUACUGAAUCGUGUUCAGCGUUUGAAAAAGGAUGUGUGUUCUGGCCUUCGGGAUGCCUUUCGGAAAAGCGGCAUGGAUGGUGUCAUUGAGGAGAUGACUCAGUGUUAUGAAGACUUUCAAGAGAAAGAUGAAGGCGAUGAAGAUUUUGGUUUGUCUCCAUCGUUGUCUAGAUUGAGUCUUGGAGGUUCAUUCAGAAAGCGUUCAAGCCUCGGGAGCAGCGGCCUGUCUGACGAGGAAGAAGCCUCCUCACCACCAGGAGCAAGGUGCGUAUCUCCCACACUUUGUGAACCGAAGAUUCUGACUCUUAGAGAUUACCAAAAGGAACUGUAUUCUGUCGUGAAAGAGUGUAAGAAAACAAUGAUUCUGUGUCCAGCAAAAAGCGGGAAGCGCUUUGUGGCUCUGAAAGCUAUAAAGGAACAUCUCUCUCUUGCUUGCAACCCGGAUGGGAAGGUGGCCUAUCUGGUGACAAAAUCAUCCUUGGCGGGUAAAGUGCUGAGAAGAUGCCAAGUCUUUCUCAACGAUAUUCCAUGUGUUCAAAUUGGAACUGAGUCAUCUGAUGGACCUUUAUCCAAGGUUCUUCAAGAAAACAGUGUGUUGAUCGCUAAGGCGAAACUCUUCAAAAAUGCUCUGGAAGAAGAUGUGGUUAAAUGGACAGAUUUCUCCAUGGUGAUUCUAGAAUUAGGUGCUGACUACUACGAACAACGAAAGGACGUGUAUAAACAAAUCAUGAAAAAGUAUCACAAGUUCAAACGGCCCUUCCAGCAAGCCCAGCAAGCCCAGCAUAUGCCCCAGAUACUUGUGCUGUCGACCUCACUGUGCAGGGAAUCCCCUUUGGAAAACCUGUUUUGUACAGCGAUGGAAACUUGUGCAAAUUUUGACAUCCAUGCCGUUGCUGUGGUUCGACACCACAUCGACUCUUUACGACAGCAUGUGUCCAUACCCCAUUUGGAGAGGACGACAGUACCGGAAAAACAGGACCGUGGUUUUGAUGAAAGGGUUAAUGAGCUUAUGUCUCGUGUAGAAGAGACAAUGAAGAAAGUCUAUCAGUCCACGAAGAUGCCAGUUGAUGAAGACCACCCAGAAAACAGAAGGGCCGAGGUUAUCUCCCCUCCUGCGGACAGAACUUCUGUGAAAUACAUGACCUGGUUGAAAACGAACAAAGCAAGUCUGAGAUAUGGAGCUAAGAAAGGUCAAUGCAAACGCGCGGCGUUCUUCUGGACCUGUUUAAGACUAGCCACGAUUUAUCAGUCUGGCUUGUUCAUCAACACUGAGUGCCGGAGGUUCGACGCUUUGAAUUAUAUGAGGAGAAAGGUGAAGACGUUAAAGGAAAACCUAACUGGACCUUUGGAUGACAAUCUGAUGAGCUUAUUUGAGGACUUCUAUGAGAAAGAGAAUUAUCUAAAGUCAAUUUCUAAACCGUACGAGGAAGACAACACUGCCACAGUCGUGAGGAACAAACUGGUAGAAAUAUAUCGCGUCAAUACAACUUACAAAGUGGCUGUUCUUGUGAAGUACCCUAUGGCCAUUUUGUCCAUGAAGUUUUGCUUGAUGAAAACACUUUCCAACCUCGAGCUUGCCUGUGUUCUAGGUCAUCAGCAGGACUACACGGUAGAGACUAAUCGGCUAUUUGAGACGGGAUUCCAUGUGCUAAUUACUACCUGGCCGAUCCUCGCCUUUCACUUGGGCAAAGAGAUGAGGACCUGGGACUAUGUGGUGAGGACGGACUGUCCGGGCAAUGACGUCAUCACAUGGACACAUCCGGGGAGACCAGUGACCGAUUCAGCACAGUCAGAGAAUCCGGUUGACCUGUUGACAGAGUCAUCCAUUGAGAAAGUUGCUUUAGAGAUCGCACAACAGCAGCAAGACUCAAGCGGGCUCUACCGGGCUCUUCUGAAUGAUAUCCAAAUUGCCUCAUCCGAACGGGAGUUAUGGAGUCGCUCUACCCGCAACCUUACAAAGUUGUAUGACGAAAUUGUGGGCGAUUUCUUCUGCAAUGGCUGCGGAAAUUUUGUGUGUAACAGAGCGCAUGUGCGGAAUUUGGAUGACCUCUGGUUAGGCUUGGAUCCGAAUCUCAUUCACAGAUUUAGCGCAAUAAAGCACUCGACACAGAUUGUCUUCAGCAAUGGCUACGCCAAACUUGGCCGAUUUGUCUGCAAAGAGUGUGGCCAAAAAUGGGGCAUCAUAGCGCACGUGCUAGGCAGAACCCAUUUGGCUUUCUCUAAGGAAGGACUUGACUACCUGGUAGAUGGUCGACUUCAGGAAUACCAUGGGAAAUGGAAGUACGCGAAUAUAGAAAUAAAGUUGUUCGACUAUAACCGGGACGUACUCCGUUGCUUGCCCUCCUCUUUCUGUGUAGAAGGCGAGACUAUCGCUGAACUUCAAAGCCGUUUACCAGAACCUGUAGAGGAUUAAAGGUCAUUGCUAGCACUUUGAAAGAACUAGCUAAUCCAUUCUUCAUGGCAUAAAGGGGAUAGUGCAACGACUGGUUGACCCGUAUCAGUAUAAUGGCUCGGGCGUGGCGGCUUACUUGCCUUCGGUAAGUCGUCUCAGUGAAGCAGCACUAAAUAAAAGAGCGGUGGAAAUCCGUCCUGCAACAAGGAGGCACAUUACACGUACAUGCACCCUAAUGAUUCCUUCGUCAUCAUAUGACAGGAAAAUUGUUGAGUACGACGUUAAACCCCAAGCACUCACUCACUCACUCCAUUCUUCAUGGUUUCUUGAAUAGUUUGUUCUCUACUUGAUGCUUGUGUUUUUAAGAAAGUAAGGACUGUGCGGCACACAACAAAAACACUGCUGACAUGCAUCUGUAAGAAGAAACACCAACUGUGUGUAUAUGAAUAUGACUCUAUGUGUAUUUCAGCAUGUAUCUGUGCAAAGGAAAAGUGGUUGUAAAUAUAUUUUUGGUAGGUAUUCGCUGAAUACAUUUUCAGUAGGUAUUCAUUGAAUACAUUUCCAUUAGAUAUUCACUAAAUACAUUUUCAGUAGGUAUUCACUAAAUACAUUUUCAGUAGGUAUUCACUAAAUAUUACGUAUCAAAAGGACAUUGUUGAUUCAACAACAUUGUAAAGUUUCUUGUAACGAAUUAAUCUGUGAUCGGUGACGGGUUAAUCAGUUAAAUCGACGAAAAUACAAUCCGUCAUCCCUCAGGGAACGGAUUUAACGGAAGAUAUUGACCCCAAUUACUGUAAAUACUGAUUCGUCUUUGUAGUCUGGAAGAUUGUCAUUUUGUCUUCCCUUCGCCGGCAUCAGCGAGUUAGAUUGGCGUUGACACCCUUAAAAAUUAAAAGGCAAUUAAAACCCCUAAAAUAAAGUAUUUAUCUGACGAAAGGCCAAUGAGCAUUGUGCAGAAAAAUAGUUGGACAGUGCCUUCAAAACACCAGAUUCUACGUGGUCUGUUGGGAACCACGGUAUCGGUGAUGUCACAUCCAAUGUUUUUGCUUGAAACAGCUCAUUUCAGGUUGCAUUCGGGGAAUGUAUUUUAAGUGAUGAAAUGAUGUGACGUCACUGGUUCCAAUAUGGUCAGAAAAGGCUACCGUAGAAUCCAACCUUUCAAAAGCAUUUUACGUUCGGGUUAAAAAAAAUUGAACUACUUUGCUCAACAGUGUUAAUGAUCUUUCGUCCGACUUAAACUUCACAUUAAGGUUUUCUUUUUCCCUUUCUUUGGCCUUUAAACUCCAGUACCGCACACAGAGAUCCACAAUGGCGAAGUAAGUGAGUUCACACUGACAUUUUUCAAAAUGAAUUUGUUUCCAAGGCGUCCAAAGACGACGUCAGAACCCAGGUUAAACGUGUCUUUCUCUACGACAUGUUCGAAGCUAUGUUCUCUUGAAAAACACGUGAUUUUCUGAUACUGGCGGAAAGCGUCUUAACCCGUGUUGGACAACGAACGCUUCGGACGAGGAAAAUACCUUGGCAAGCGUGUGAUCAUUGAGCCGGAGUCUACCCCAGUUAAACUCUGGCGUGGCUUACUGGGUCAGUUUUCUCUGAAUUCGACAUUUUCAUAAGUCGAAAUGGAGGUGUGUCCUCAAUGAUAGUCCUGUAAACUUCUGCGGAUGCAUGAUGUUGAUUAGGGAUCUAGUCUCACGCUUCCAACGACAAAAAACGCCAGUUAAUCGAGAUACAAAGUUCUUACUAUGACAUAUGGUAUGUAAGUGGUUGUUUUGAAAAUAGAUCUAGAAACUAUCGAAAUAUCAUUUAACGAAGAUGUGUUGUACACAGUUGUUGGCAUAACAAUUAAUAUACAUUUUAAAAUAUUUAUUUACGUUGAUAUGUUAUACACAAAUGAUGGCAUUGCAGUUAAGAUCUUGGAAUUCAACAAUAAUCCCAUGUUCACUUGAGUGAUUGUCAGACGCGCAGUUUACAAGUGCACAUUUACAACAUUGGUAAUAUAGAUGAAUCAUAUUAUUUA